Molecule: messenger RNA, 3583 nt
Organism: Peromyscus eremicus (cactus mouse)
Lineage: Eukaryota; Metazoa; Chordata; Mammalia; Rodentia; Cricetidae
Gene: Trim41
Product: tripartite motif containing 41
Exons: 6
Coding region: 732-2618 (628 amino acids)
Cellular component (GO): nuclear body
Molecular function (GO): zinc ion binding; protein binding
Source: RefSeq, a predicted model, not a curated record
UUCCGGCUCUGGCUUUGGGAGUCCCUCCUGCAGUCGUCCGUGCCUGGUCGGUAGGAUGGCGCUAGGCCGCUGCGGUUGUAGCACGGAGAGCAGGGUGCUGCUCCACGUCCUCGCUUCCCUCCGCCGUCUGGCUCCGCUGGCGGGGCGUGGGGGCUUCUUCCGCUUUGUACGCGUUCCCCGCGGCCAGGCAUCACCGAGAUGUGGACCUCCGCCGUCCUAGCCCUCCCGUCCUGUUCCCGCGUGUCGGCUAGAGCGUCUCCUCCUCGUUUCCGGUUGCCCCGGAGUCCGGGGCGGGGUGUGGGAGAAGGGGGGCGUAGCGCAACCUCCGAGGGAACCUGUGAGUUUAGGUCGUGUGGAGACGCCGGAAGUGUCGGGAGGGAGGCCGGAAGCUGGGGGGCGGGGCCAGGAAGUGAGGAGGGGCGGGGGUUUAUGAGGAGGCCGGGGGAGCGUUGGGGCAGAUUUGCACUCAGGUCCACCUGAGGUACUUGUCGGUGGUGCUCACCUCUGUCCCCUGCCCUCUCCUCUCCGAGACACGCCUGUCGUCUAGGGGUAGGGGACUGUGAGUGGAGGGGUGGGCUGGUCCGGAGGACAUUCCUUUGGCCUCGCCACAGGCAAGGUGUGGAGAAGCAGGGCUUGGGGUGGGGACGGGUCUCCUGGGCUUCUGAGAAGGAAGACCCCCGCCCCCCCCUCGGCCCCCACCGCACUUCUACACUGGCUGACUGGACACUAAGAUGGCUGCCGUUGCCAUGACACCAAACCCUGUGCAGACCCUUCAGGAGGAGGCGGUGUGCGCCAUCUGCCUCGAUUACUUCACGGACCCCGUGUCCAUCGGCUGCGGGCACAACUUCUGCCGAGUGUGUGUAACCCAGUUGUGGGGCGGGGAGGAUGAGGAGGACCGGGAUGAGUUGGAUCGGGAGGAGGAGGAGGAGGUCGGAGAGGAGGAAGAAGUGGAGGCUGUCGGAGCAGGCGGGGGUUGGGACACCCCCAUGCGGGAUGAAGAUUAUGAGGGUGACAUGGAGGAGGAAGCCGAGGAGGAAGAGGAGGGUGUGUUCUGGAGUAGUGGUAUAGGCGGGUCCAGCUGGGACAACAUGGACUAUGUGUGGGAGGAGGAGGAGGAGGAGGAAGAUCUGGACUAUUACUUGGGAGAUGUGGAGGACCUGAGGGGGGAAGAUGAGGACGAGGAGGAGGAAGUGCUGGAGGAAGACGAGGAAGAGGAGCUAGAUCCGAUCACCCAGCUGCCACCACCUCCAGCCCCACGGAGGUGCUUCACUUGUCCCCAGUGUCGAAAAAGUUUUCCUCGGCGGAGCUUCCGCCCCAACCUGCAGUUGGCCAACAUGGUCCAGGUGAUUCGUCAGAUGCAUCCAACCCCUGGUCGAGGGAGUCGUGUGAAUGAACAAGGCAUCUGUCCCAGGCACCAAGAAGCCCUGAAAUUGUUCUGUGAGGUGGAUGAGGAAGCCAUCUGUGUGGUGUGCCGAGAAUCCAGGAGCCACAAACAGCAUAGUGUGGUGCCAUUGGAGGAGGUGGUGCAGGAGUACAAGGCCAAGCUACAAAGUCACGUGGAACCACUUAGGAAGCACCUAGAGGCUGUGCAGAAGAUGAAGGCCAAGGAGGAGAGGCGGAUGACAGAACUGAAGAGCCAGAUGAAGUCAGAGCUGGCAGCUGUGGCCUCAGAGUUUGGGCGCCUAACACGGUUUCUGGCUGAAGAGCAGGCAGGACUAGAGCGGCGCCUUCGAGAGAUGCAUGAAGCUCAGUUGGGACGUGCAGGAGCAGCAGCCAACCGUCUUGAGGAGCAGGCUGCCCAGCUAAGCCGCCUGCUAGCUGAGGCCCAAGAACGGAGCCAGCAGGGGGGCCUGCGGCUGCUGCAGGACAUCAAGGAGACUUUCAAUAGGUGUGAAGAGAUACAGUUGCAGCCCCCAGAGAUUUGGUCCCCUGACCCAGGGCAACCCCAUAGCCACGACUUCCUGACGGACGCCAUCGUGAGGAAAAUGAGCCGGAUGUUCUGUCAGGCUGCAAGAGUGGACUUGACACUGGACCCAGAUACAGCUCACCCAGCCCUUAUGUUGUCCCCUGAUCGUCGUGGGGUCCGCCUGGCAGAACGUCGGCAGGAGGUUCCUGAACAUUCCAAGCGCUUCUCAGCUGACUGCUGUGUACUAGGGGCCCAGGGCUUCCGCUCUGGCCGUCACUACUGGGAGGUAGAGGUGGGUGGGCGGCGGGGCUGGGCAGUGGGUGCUGCCCGUGAAUCAACCCAUCAUAAAGAAAAAGUGAGUUCUGGGGGGUCAUCUGUUAGCAGUGGGGAUGCCAGCUCCUCACGCCAUCACCAUCGCCGCCGCCGGCUCCACCUGCCUCAGCAGCUCCUGCUCCAGCGGGAAGUGUGGUGUGUGGGUACCCACGGCAAACGAUACCAGGCACAGAGCUCAACGGAGCAGACACUGCUGAGCCCAUGUGAGAAACCACGGCGCUUUGGCGUUUACCUGGACUAUGAGGCUGGGCGACUGGGAUUCUACAAUGCAGAUACCCUAGCUCACGUGCACACCUUCUCAGCUGCCUUCCUUGGCGAGCGUGUCUUCCCUUUCUUCCGGGUGCUUUCCAAGGGCACCCGCAUCAAGCUCUGCCCUUGAUCAGCCUGCCACCCGCAGGGGCCCCUCCAGUCACUGCUGGGGGGGCGGGUGGUGGUGGAUGUUUGCCCACUCUAUUGUGAGCUCAGGCUCCUCCCACUGUUCGUUACUGAGUUGCUUCCUGCUCCCCCUUGAAGCUAGGCUGCUUCUCCCUCUAGGAGCCUAAACAACUUCCUAGUCUCCCUCCAGCUCAGUCUUCUCACCUACUUUGUCUAUCCAGACAGGUCUGCAUGGGUCCCUGAUAAUGAGAACAGCUGCUUGAUCUUCCCUCCCCGUCUGCCUAGCUCAGUCCAGCUCUGGGUCCCAGUUUGAGUAGGAGGAUGAGUGGAGAUUAUAAUUUUAUCCCUUCUGUUUUCCACAUCUACUCUUCAACCCUUGUCAUUUCUGAGGCUGGAGGGUUUGGGCAAGACCUGCUCAUUCCAAUUCUAUGUUUUGGUGCAAGCCCCAGCUAAGGGAUUUGGAAGCUUUUGUGGGAAGGCAGGCUGGGCAAAAGGGUAGAGCUAUGUAAAGUCUACUUUUCUUGGGGAAGUAGGAACUCUUAAGCUUUCCUUCCACCCCCAAUUUCUACCUCCAUAGACUGGCCAGAAUUUAGCUUCAGUGAGAUCUGGAAUGGUCAACUUGACACCGCACAUGACCCAAUAAAUUAUUUUCUCUCUGUCUUACAGCUUUCUUAUUUAGGAGCUAAGCUCCUUACCCCUCCUCCAAGUCUUCACUGCCAGGCUCUUUUCCCCUCAUUUUCAGUUUCUGGCCUCUCCACACUUUUUAGUUCCAUUCGGUAAGCCCAGUUGGGGUGCUUGGACAGGGGUCCGGAUCCUUGGGAGAGCCUUGGGUAUAAUCUAUUUUUCUAGUAACCCCUUGCCUUCUGUCACUUAACAGCUUUUGUCCUCUGCUUUGGUGGCUGAGGUCAAUCCAUGUUCUUGGGGGAAAAGGUGGGUUGUGUUGCAGAAAUAAAGUGUUUAUUUGCUGCU